This is a messenger RNA of Amblyraja radiata (thorny skate), 8858 nucleotides long. RefSeq names its product abl-interactor 2a (gene abi2a). The record is from RefSeq and is a predicted model, not a curated record. The transcript has 12 exons. Gene Ontology annotation, cellular component: actin-based cell projection; SCAR complex; lamellipodium. The coding region runs from base 54 to 1754 and encodes 566 amino acids. Gene Ontology annotation, molecular function: signaling adaptor activity; SH3 domain binding. Gene Ontology annotation, biological process: neuron migration. NCBI's taxonomy places the organism in Eukaryota, Metazoa, Chordata, Chondrichthyes, Rajiformes, Rajidae.
UCCCUCCUCUCGGGCUCGUGCUCCCGCAUCCAGCGUCGGAAGAUGUGGGGAAGAUGGCGGAGCUGCAGAUGUUGCUGGAGGAGGAGAUCCCCGCGGGCCGCCGAGCGCUGCUGGACAGUUACCACAACCUGGACCGAGUUGCCGAGUACUGCGAGAGCAACUACGUCCAGGCAGCAGAUAAACAGCGAGCUCUGGAGGAAACCAAAGCCUACACAACCCAGUCCUUAGCAAGUGUGGCCUACUUGAUUAACACAUUAGCGAAUAAUGUGCUCCAGAUGCUGGACAUUCAGGCAUCCCAGCUCCGACGCAUGGAGUCGUCAAUCAACCAUAUCUCACAGACUGUGGACAUACACAAGGAAAAAGUUGCCAGAAGAGAAAUUGGUAUCUUGACGACCAACAAAAACACCUCCAGAACACAUAAAAUUAUUGCCCCAUCCAACCCUGAGAGGCCUGUUAGAUACAUCAGGAAGCCGAUUGAUUACGCCAUCUUGGAUGACAUCGGUCAUGGAGUGAAGUGGUUGCUUAGAUUUAAGGUUAGCACACAAAAUAUGAAGAUGGGUGGACUUCCACGUAGCACCCCACCCACACAGAAACCGCCCAGCCCCCCAGUGUCGGGGAAGGGCACCCUCGGUCGACAUUCUCCUUAUCGGACACUGGAGCCCGUGCGCCCUCCGGUGGUGCCAAAUGACUAUGUACCGAGUCCAACUCGCAACAUGAGCUCCUCACAGCAACAAAGUCCAGUGCGGACAGCUUCUGUAAAUCAGAGAACAAGGACAUACAGUAGCAGUGGAAGCAGUGGGGGAAGCCACCCAAGCAGCCGCAGUAGCAGCAGAGAGAACAGUGGCAGCGGGAGUGUUGGAGUCCCCAUUGCUGUGCCGACCCCUUCUCCACCUAGUGUGUAUCCAGGCUCGGCUGGUACCCCUCCACUCCCCACUACCCCUAAUCCCACUCCAACCCCUGUUCCUGUUGCUCCUGCCUCUGCUCCAGUGCCUGCUUCAACUCAAGGUCCUGUUCCCUCUGCAACCCCUGCCCAUGUUCCAAUACUGACCCCAGACUCCAUAGCAGGAGCUCAGCCCUUUGCUGAUGGCUUCAUAACACCAUGUCUCCCUGCUGUCUCUUCCACUCCUACUGCAGGGCAUACCACCCAGUUCUACAGCAUGAAUCGACCAGCGCAACGGCAGAACCCUGCCACUAUUGGGGGUUCUCUACCUGGCUACAGGCGCCCUCCUUCCUUGGCCUCACAGGCGAGUCUCCAGAAUCAAGUCAACGGAGGGCCAUACGACUGUCAGAACCAGGCAACUGAAUCUGGAGCGCCCCUCGCUCCGCCGCCACCUUCUAUCCUGCAGGUUACACCGCAGCUACCAUUGAUGGGCUUCGUGGCCAGAGUUCAGGACAAUAUUUCAGAUGGCUCCAACCCUCCUCCACCUCCGCCAGCUGAUAAUGUAGUAUUCGAUGAGUCACCUCCGCCACCCCCACCACCAGAGGAUUAUGAGGAAGAAGAGACGGCUGUUGUGGAGUACAGUGACCCAUAUGCAGAGGAAGAUCCACCCUGGGCACCCAAGAACUAUUUAGAGAAAGUGGUUGCUAUCUACGACUAUUCAAAAGACAAAGAGGAUGAAUUGUCUUUCCAAGAGGGUGCCAUCAUUUAUGUGCUGAAGAAAAAUGAUGACGGCUGGUACGAAGGAGUGAUGAAUGGAGUGACUGGUCUAUUCCCUGGCAAUUACGUGGAAUCCAUCAUGCACUAUGCAGAGUGAGGUGCUAAAGGCUGCCUCCCGCAGAUGCCACCUUCUUGCUGGUGUACCCUCGCACUCUGACUUCCUAUAAUGCUCGGACAUGCACAAGCUGAAAAUGAAGGAUUCAAGUAUACGACAUACACAAUAUAUACAUUAUUGAACCAGGAUGGAGCAAAGUGGCAAUGUCUUUUGAGAAGUGCUUAUUCCCAUAUAAGCACUGGUGACUGUUGUGAAACAAGCUUUCUGCACACACUUGCACACAACCAAGCACGCGCACACACAUGUACAUUUCAUGCUGUCACUCCUACUCCUAAACACACACUUUUGUGCGCUCUCCCACGAUCAUGCGCUCUUUCCCACUCUCCCUUGCUUUUGUGCUCUCUCUUCCCUUCUCAGUCACUGUCUCCCAUUCUCGCUCUUUCUCUGCUUUUACAUGUGCUCUCUCUCCUCCACUCCCGCACGACUCUCUCCACACUUUGCCCUCGCUCCCUCGUCCCGUUGCAUUCUCUCGCCCCCCUCUGCACUCGCCCUUUCUCGACCCCUCGCACUCGCUCUCUCCGGCGCUCACUCUCUGUCCCCUCCCCCCCCUCUCCUGCUCGAUCCCUCUCUCGCGCUCGCUCUCACCCCCUAGCGUUCGCGCUCACUCCCACCCCCUCGUGCUCGUCCUCUGUCCACACACUGUCAUAAUAUCACCCACUUAAUCAUGCAAUACAGUCAUAACUGGUGUUAAGGGUUGACCGAUACCACCAUUACUACAGGGCAAGUACCUUGCCAGAUAAUGGCCCGGACAAGCUGAAUCUGUGGUACUGCAGGAUUAUCAAUUUAGCUAUUUUCUUUCCCAUUUUGUAAGGACACUCUCAAAAUAGCAAUCCAGCAAGGCUCAACAAAAGCACGAAUUGGAAGCAGUUAUAUCUAUGAUAGUACUAAUUUAUGCAGCAGCCUUACAGAAUGUGCUGCUCAAGUCUUGGUCCUUGCUUCACCUGGCAGUGUGGGAAUGACAUUUCAUUAAAGCCUGUAUCUAAGAAGCAGAUGCAAGGACAAUUCUGAUUUAUGCCCUUGCAAAUUGGAAAGGUUAAGAGGUGAAAGCCUCUUGGGUGGGAUAAUCUAAGUGGACUGCAUAACAGUCACUGCAUAACAGUCACAUACAGUGUAGUUAAGACUGGUCAAUCACUAGAAAGCACUCAGAUAUUAUUGAUGGGAACAGAGCUAUUGCUGUAUAACACUAUGGUACAUAACUGAAUGUUGUCCAACAAGAGUUUCAUGAUAGAAUACAGUACUAAUGGUGUUAAGCAAUAUAGAAAUUUCAGGAGUAUGACGAAUGGCAAGCAUAUUACACAGUAUUAUAGUAUUUAAGUUUAAUAAUUUCUCCAAUUGUAUAGUGGUCAAGUAUGUUUAAGAAUGUUGGAAGCAGCAGGUUCAAAAUAUUUUGGUUGUUUCCUCACCUCUUCCCAUAAUUUGUUGAACAAUAUUCUUGAUCCUAAUUGAUCACAGAUUAAAUACAUUUGAUGAAGAUUAAUCAACGAAUGCUUGAGAUUUUAAGUUGUUCUGGUAUGACUUUUAGACAUUACAAAUCUGGACCAGGGGAAUGGUGGGUGGAAGUGGGAAGGGAGUUAAGAAAGAUGCCAAGUUUAUACCCAGGCUACUUGGAUGUGGUUAUUUAAGAUACUGUUCUGUGUUAAUUGGUUAUUGAAUUGAGGGUUGAUCUAUAUUCUUCUCACAUCUACACUGCUGAAAUUGGAAAAGGUCCAGUCCCAUUGAACUCCCCGAGACUUUAUAUUGAACCUUUCCCUUGAUGAAAUACUUGGAUUCUAUGGUGAACAAAAAUUGGGUACCUAAUGAGUGAUGGAGCAGCAAAUGGAUUGGAAAAUGGUAAAGAAAGUGUUAAAUUCAGUCUGUGUGAUCAGCUAUAUUCAACUUAGAGUUGCUACUAUUGAACAGUAUUGAGUAAACUCUGGUGGAAAGUGUGCACUUGUCUUGACGAUCUGGAUUCGUGCAUGACAAGUGAAACCAAAGACAUCUGAACCUAGUGGAAAGUAUUGUCACAAGAUGGCAAAGAUUGUUGGAAGUAGAAAAUAAGAUAGCUGGUAAAAGCAAAUAGCUACAAGCAAAAGUCCUUGUUAAAGAAAGGAUAUAUAUCAAGGUCCACAGAGCAGCUAUUAUACAUAUUAGUUUCAAAAUCUCACGUGACAGCAACUAAUUGAAGAUUGGGAACUGGGGUUUUAAACUUUUUUAUUGAGUUUUUCUUGCUAUUGGAUGGGAUUGGUGAACAGAUUGUUGGAAGCAAAACAUCGAUUUGUACCACUGUUGGGUGGCCAGUACAGUUAGUUGUUUACUGCUAGCAUUACAUUUGUAGUGAUUUAAUUUGUAAUUAAUUCGUAAUUUGUGGUAACACUAUUCCUUAUGGCAGUGCUGGUUGUCCAGAGUUGUCAUCAUGGCCGUGAAGUCUUCAGGAAAUCCACCCGUUGCUGUGAGCGGCCCAAGGGAAAUAGCGAGUAUUUAACCAAAUUAAUUUUUAUUCCAUCUGCAUGAAAUAUUAAAGAUCAUCAGACUCCAUUUCACUACCUUCAAACUCAUCCAGUUUAAUAUCACAAAGCCAGUUAUUUCUUUUUCCAGUUGGCAUAGGUUUAGGCAACAUUUCCAGAAGAUGGGACAAUGGCGAUGAUGAUGGUGCAGGGCAGUUGGGAAUGGGCGAUGAAAGUCCAGGAUUGUAUGAAGCCAAAGAUGGAGGGUUUUUUUCUAAUUCUAGCAAUGUAUGGUACUGAUGACAAUACAGAAUAUAUGUAAUUAAUAAUAAAACACAGUUAUCAAGCGUUCAAAUUGUGAUCUCACAGUCCAAACAGUUCAGUUUCUCUGAAAUUGGCACAAACUUCUUCUGGCUUUAGCUAAUUGUCUUGCCUUCUUGACACCUUGAAUCACAAAUUUGAGUUCAAACCCAAAUCUCGAGCUCAUAAUCUGCAUUGAUGAUUUAAAUGAGGGAAUGGUUUGUCAAAUUUUGGAAAAACUGGUCAAAUUUUGGAUAAACUAUUUGGGUGGAAAUAUACAAGAAACACCUUAACCACAAGGCGAUAGUUAAUAUUCUGGCAGUAAAAAUUUGAUGAACUGAAGUUUGUUCAUCUAAACUGACUGCAACAUGACCUUAAUUUCCAAAAUUGUUGUAAAUUUUAAACUUAUUUUGUGCUAUGAGGUCCAUAAAUCAAUCAAUCUUUAAAAUAGAAAGGCUACAACUUUCAUGUGGCAAUGGCAUUGUAUGUCUAUGCCUGUCGAGCACACACUACUAGCUGCAGUUAUAAAUUUGGGCAGGGUACUUUAUUUAUACAUGGCCUCUUUGUCCUGGAUAUAAAAACCUUUAAAGAAAUAAAACUGCCUGAAGAUGUGGAACUUCUGAAAAGUCCAAUAUUUUAGAGUGAAUGUGGGUCACUGCCCUUGUAGUACUGUCCUCUCGCUGUAUCGGUCGACCCUUGAGUUUCAUUGCUUAUUAUGCAGUACUAAUGCGUGUCCUCACUGGUUUUAUGAAUCAUUUUGUAAGAUUUAAGCCCUCUCUUGGGUUGGUGAAGAUGUGUAAAGAAUACUGACUAGAGCUUGAUAUACAAGAAUCUGUGUCUGUAAUGUUUGAAUAGACUGCAUGCUAUAUUCCCUGCCCUGGAUCUUGCUUUAAUUCCUCCCAUCAUCGUCCCUUUAAAGCUAAAUUUUGUCAUUUCUUUCUGGGGGUGGGAUAGGAAUGUUUAUCUGUCCACUCUGGCAAUGAAAUGACAGAGCACCACCAACAAGGGACAUUACAUGUUGUCCCCUUCACUAUACCACCAAAAUGCCCCUUCAAUGUACUGCCAAAUGCAUUUUACUACACUGCCAAGUGCUCCCUUUAAAACAUCAUCAAAUUCCCCUUUCAUUGAAAUGCACACACAUUCCAAGGCAAUAAUCUAAACGGAAGCUGCAAUUAUUAACUGAUUUUUUAUGUUUUCCACGCAGCACUGAUUUCAUAUUUGAGUGAGCAUUUGGUCUCAUUCCUUAUUUUUUUUUUUUUUUCCCCAAAUUUCUCCCCUCCUUUCUCCCCCCCCCCCCCUUUCCAAAUUGAACAGCUGGUGUUUGCUUCUAACUUUUCUGUAUUGUGUGACUUGGCUGCUUUGAAAAGUCCUCCUUUGGUAGAGAAUAUGAUAAUGGGUCAUAGUUUUAAAUGGUAAGGGAUUGAAAGAUGUCAGUGUCAGAGGAACCUGGGUCUCCUUGUGCAGGUUCAGCAAGCAAAUAUGAAGGCAAAAAGGUAUGUUGAUGAUGUGAAUGUGUCGUUACUUCUUUCUCCAAUUAUGUAGAGCGCUGGUGAGACCGCAUCAGUUAUAUUGUGUGCAGGCCUGAUCUGCUAAAGAUAUGUUUGCGAAAGAGCACAAUGAAGAUUUGCCAGAGAGAUUUCCCAGGAUGGAGGGUUGUCUUGGGAGGAAAUAUUGUGACUGUGCCUGUAUUCAGAAAUUAAAAGGAGAGUUGACCUAAAUACUCUUACAAGACUGGAACGCUGUGCAAUCAAUGUUUCCUUUGCAGAAGUGUCUGAAACAAAGCAUCGUAAACUCAAAGUAAGGUUCAGCCAUUUAGUGUAGAGAUGAAAGGAGAAGAUUAGUUGUGGUCUUAAUGAAUGAUGGGGUGGGUCAGAUGGGAUAAAUAGCAUACAGGUACUUUUGAUGUUCUUAAAGAUCACGUGUACCAGGUUAUCAGUUCAGUGCCACUUUUUGAUUUGUUCUUUACUCUGCAAACAUGCUGCUCCAAGAGUUGUUUAUUUUGUUGCCUGAAGAUGGGUGACUAGGAUCUUAUAGGUUGUGGUAUUGAGAUUUUCAGUCUUGAGAUCACUGAUGUCAGUCUGAAACCAAUCCCUACAUAAACACUGUAAGGCAGGGGUGACCAGCCUUUAGACUGUGGGCCACAUCAGAAACAGGAAUCUCCAUGUCUUGGGGGUUGGGAACCCAUCUCUGCAGAACUUGGGGCUUUCCAUUAUAUGUGCCUUGUGUGUUAAAUUGGCUAUAUGUCUGAUGAGCAACGUUAGUGAAUGCAGUAAACUGAUAAUGUUGCAUCAGAUAUGUCCAAACUUGUGAUCUUGGAAAUCUAUUCCGAUUUGGGAAGAUGACUACUGAUCAUAAUUGUUGCUUGAACGUCUGGGUACAUGACGCACCAGUACACAGGGACUGCAGAGUGAUAAUCAAGUGGUGCUCAUUUGACACCACUUAUGCAAAAUUCUGCAACAUGUGAAGUUUGCAAGAAUGCAGAAGCAGAUCUUCACCAGAGGAUUGAGGUCUGUUUUGUUCUCAGUUAUGGUGCGGUUAGGAGAACUAGAGGUUGAUGGCUCUAGCUUGCCUAAUUUAUCCAGACCUCUGGUCUUUCUCUCUCAUUCUUUCUACCCAUUUUCUCUCUCUGUCUCUGUGUGUCUCUCUCUCUCUCUCUCUCUCUCUCUCUCUCUCUCUCUCUCUCUCUCUCUCUCUCUCUCUCUCUCUCUCUCUCUCUAUCUGUCUCAUGGAUCUGUAAUUAGUUAUAUGCAAAGCAACAGUCUAGCUCAAACUGUCAUUUACUUGAAGAUUUUCUCAUUUCAAAAAUAAAUAUGCCAAAAGUAAAUAUGCCACUGACAUCCUACAGAUGGGAGCCUUUCAUAGUCACUCCCAAUUGGUCACAUUGGAGAGCAAGACUGAGGAUACAGAACUUUACUGUUCUCUCCCAGGUAUCCUUUCAGCUUAUCUUUAACGUCAUGCUGGUAAGCGCAUGUGCAUAUGUUAGUAAUUAGUCACUGCCAUGAGGCUCUUUGCAAUUGACUGGCCUAACUGGUACACAGUUGGACCAGUGACCUCAAGCACUGCAGAGGGUCGGGUCUCCAUGCAAGGAGCUACUUUAGCAAUCACCAUGUACCUGGAAUGAACAUAACACAUCCCCUGAAUCUAUAGAAACAAGGAACUGCAGAUGCUGGUUUACAAAAGAAGACACAAAAUACUGGAGUAAACUGCAGCUCAGGCAGCCUCUCUGGAGAAUAUGGAUAGGUGAUACUUCGGGUCUAACCCAACCUAGGUAUGGGUUAGGUUCUAGGUAUGAACAUUAAAUUCUCCAAUUUUAGGUAACUACAUACCCCUCACCUCUUCCCCUAUAAACCCCCCAUGACCCACCUAGACGUGCACUCUAGACUUCCUCUCGCUUCAUAAUUUGCAACUCUUCAAUUGUUUUGUUACUCACCUGUUGUUUCAUCUCUGGCCUUUGACCAACCAUCUGCCUAUCAAAAGAAACCUCAUGUGCGUCAACUUAAUACCCGUCAAGCUUUGUCCUGUCCCUCCUCUCUUCCACACAAUCAGUCUCACCAAGGGCCCUGACCCAAAACGUCACCUGUCCAUGUUCAGAGAUGUGUGACCCACUGAGUUACUCCAUCACAUUGUGUUGUCUCUUGAUACUAUAUCUUGUCAUUUGCCUUGAGAAUGCAAUGGACACAGUGAAAAGAAUGAAGCCCUCAUGAGACCCAGGGGUUUGGAUAAGUGUUUGAAUAUUCUGAGUGGAGGAAUUGUGGGAUUGCUGUGGAUUAACUGAUGGAAGUUGAUUCGCAGCUCCUCUCAUCAUUGUAUUAUUUGACUACCAGGACGAUUGAAGCAGAAUUGUCUUUUUUUGUUAAUUAAUUCCUAUGAAAGGCUCCAGAGAAGCAGUGUGUUUUUAGUGAAAAGAAUAAUAAUAGAAUCUAAUCCUCCAGUAAAAGCUACCAGGAUGUUUUGAAAGUGGUGGUGUGUCACAUUGAACUACAUGAAAAUUCCUGACCUCUCCCCUUUUACACCAGGCUAGGUGGGUGUACUUUGAACUUACUGCUCAUUUUGGUAACUAAAUUCCUGCUGAAUAUCAAAAGCAUGAUUUGGUCUGAUGGCGGUGAGAUUGGAGGCUUGUUAUCUGCUGCUCGUUCAGAGGCUUUUUCUAGGCUCUGCAGCAGAGAGGUAAUUGGUUGGUUUGCUUGCUUGCUGAUACUAAACUCAAAUUAUUGUUUUUCCCCUUUCUACUGGGUGGGACAGCUGUACAUUUUCUGUGCGUGCAAGAAUAAAGUUUUGUGAAUUAACUGUAUCCUGUGUAUAAAAAAAAGUUUAAAGGCUUUGAGUCUUAAUAAAAAGAUAAGUGAUUGGAAUGUUUAAAGCA